Molecule: messenger RNA, 642 nt
Organism: Racocetra fulgida
Lineage: Eukaryota; Fungi; Glomeromycota; Glomeromycetes; Diversisporales; Gigasporaceae
Source: the annotation of a GenBank genome assembly
AUGGAAAUACUAGAAGAUACUUCAACGGCCACCACAAUACAAAAUAAAACGUCGGAGGCCCCAUCCGCAGUAAGCACAAGCAAUACUACGGAUGAAAUUUUUGUAACGGUCGAGGAAGAAGAUGCAAAUAAAUAUAAUCAAACAAUAAAUUUAGUAGAACGAAGUGCAAUCACAACCGCAAUAUUGAUUCCCUUUUCGAUUAUUGGAGUUUUAAUUCGAAUUGGACUAGUUGAUUUGCACACAUAUCAAAACGCACCCGUGUUUGCUUUGAUAUAUCCACAAUUUGUCGGGUCUGUUAUUGGUAUAACAAUUGGAAUGUCGAUUGUUGGUCUAAAAUUCGGAGAACACUUGGCUGAUGCUUUCAUGGUAAAUCAGAUAACUCCAAAGGGAAUAGUUCACAAGAUUAUAAUAAGAUCAUCGAAUAUAAAGGAAUUCACACGUCGCGACUGGGUUUGUGUUGUAAGUGGAUGUGUAUCAUCAGUUUUGAUUAUUGCACUUGCUGUUUCUAUUCAAGUCCAACGAAGGGUAUUAUAUGCUGCUGUUUUUGCACCAAUAGAUGGCAAUUAUCCCGCCUUAAUUCAUGGAAAUCUUUAUUUCCUAUUGGAACGUUUACUGCUAACAUUGGUGGUUCGGCGAUCUUAG